Talaromyces proteolyticus is the source of this 3389-nucleotide messenger RNA. RefSeq lists its product as uncharacterized. The transcript has a single exon. The record is from RefSeq and is a predicted model, not a curated record. NCBI's taxonomy places the organism in Eukaryota, Fungi, Ascomycota, Eurotiomycetes, Eurotiales, Trichocomaceae. Bases 272 to 3079 code for a protein of 935 amino acids.
GUCUUUUUCCUCCUUCAACUCUCUGUUUAAAGAGCCAGUAUAUUUCUUGCGCGUUAUCUUGUAUGAUUAUUCCGCGAGCAGAAUAUAAUUGAUGGCACCAUAGUCGGAGUUGAGCUGGUUUCCUUGAGCUGGUUUUCUCUACUCGAUGCGUUUGGAGAUCAUGACGAGCUUCGAACCAAGCUGACCCUGAGCAUUAUACGCGACCGCCGAUCCGAAUGUAUCAUUCCGCGUGUCUGUUUGGAUAAUCAGUAUAAAUUAUUUACCCGGUGAUAUGGAUGACGCCUACGCGACUGCAAAAUGGGCAAAUCGAAUGUUGCGCCCGCUGACUUCUCUUCACCAUCGUCUGGGGAAAUAUCGCGAAUUGCAGUCUACAGAUACAGCUCAGCAACAGCCUACCCGAGUUAUCCAUAAAGGAAUAACAUCUCACACGUCGACCAAGAAGAUAUCUCGCGAUAGAGAGGACCACGACUCAGAUCGUGGUGACAAAGAUCCCUCGUGGAUUCCGGGCGAAUCGGACAAGCGGCGCGUGAAACACAAGUAUGUCGUACGAGGUGAACGACUGGGGAGGCGGGCUCGGAUAAGACCGAUGUUGCGUAGCCCCGAGACUGUCAAAACUUUACCAGGGGCAAUUGAAAUCGCAACUCCAUUGAUCACAGGAAAAUCGAGCCACACGACCGAAUUAUACCAUGAGAGUAGGGCAGUAGAUGGUCGAAAUCGCGAAAAUUCAUCGGAGGUUGAUAUUCAGUCAUCGAGGGGUAUAUAUUCAUAUAAGGGACGAGGGCGAAAAUCAUCUGCGUUUCCACAACAAGAUAGUCAGUGGAGGGCCUCGCUAGAUUCAGCAAAUGAUGCAAAUUAUGUCGACAUUGUUCAACGCCUUGAUGUUUUAUUUCUCAAGUUUUUGGAAAAGACAACCCUUCUCGACUGUCGAAAUACACAGAGUAUUGGUAACUCUAGGUCACUCUUAUCGACGGUUAUGCGACGUUUACCACAGUUUAUUGCCAAUGAACAGGAAUUACAGGAUGAGCUCGACGACGAGGAUGACGUCGACAUGGCGGAUGCAUAUUUUACAGAGUUAGAGUCAGCCUAUGGCUCAAUGACUAGAGGAUGGCAGCCUUUGCGUGAAGCAGUCCGCUCGCAAGGCAUUUACUUGGUUUAUAAUAUGGUGCAGAAGCAUUGGAUAACUUCAUUCACAGCAUCAACAUUGAUCAAUAAGUGUAUUGACGCAGGGCAGAACGAUGCAGUUGAAUCAUUACUCGCUGCUCAGCUGAGUCAUCUGAGCAAUUAUAAUUAUCCCGAUUCUUUUGAUCCUUGGCGAUCUGCUGGGUCCGUUCGCGAUCCAAUUCGGCUACUGCAUAAAUAUUGGACGCGCUCCAAAAACGGUUCCUACAUAUUCAGACAGCUAGAAAAAUUAUUACAUCGAGGAGUUCUUCCUACAGAAUGGAUGGUUACGAUGCCUUGGAAAGGCUGUGUGGUCUCUGCGACCAAGUCUGUGUCUAGCGGAGACUACCAGUACGCAGCGGCAAGCAAACUUAUCGAAGCAGUAUUGAAAUCAGCAUCCAAAGUAAAUUGGACUCUGGAUGUCGUGGAAAGUGCCCAGAAUUUGCCAAAUUUGCAUGCAGACUUAGCGAUUACUCGCAAUCUUUCGACUUCCCACGUCGAUGGGUCAGGAACUGAACUGUGGCGGUGCCCUGUAUACAUUAAUGACGCUCUAAAUAACUUGGUCUCCAGUUUGAUUGUUGCACUAUGCAGUAUGUGCUUCGUCCGUAUGGACCAAGCUACGAGCUCAAAUGACGAUUCCUAUAUGAGAGUGGUGAAUACAUUGACGGGUUUGGCUGUGUUGACGGAACGUGAGCUUUGGUUCGGGCGAUUUGGUGACAAAGAUCAGCUACCGGAGGCUGAGUCCCUCCGGAGAGGCUACAUCCUUUUGGGGUUUUGUCUACUAAGAUGUAAACAAGAUCCUCUGUUACUUAACUACGAUGGAACAGAAGGGAUUUUGAAGGAAACCUGUGAGCCUUUCUUUGGACUGCUAGAUAACAGCCCUGAAAUCAUCAAGGAACUAUCGGCGAUGAUUGGCCAGGUCAUCCGUUGCUGUGAACGUGGCGAGCGAGCCCAAUGUCGACAAGCACAGAAGUUGUGUACGCAGCUACUAGGAUUCGAGAAGUUUGGAAAGAACAAGCUGAGCUUGUUCUUGGGCAAAGUUGCUGUAGAAGUCGCCUUGGACUUUGCACAAUACGGCCAGGAUGCUGAAGACCAUGCCUGUGCAGCCGACAUACAAGAAAAGGUCGGAGCUCUCCGACAACGUCUGAAUACUGGUGGGAAGGUGAAUCACGCCGGAGGCCACAAUGUUGCUCAUAUCCCAUCGUUUAGAUGGGAGGAAGGCAUUGGGGAAUGGGUUGCCAAGACUCCCUUGGCCAGGUUCAAAGGGUCGGUGUCUCGAAUUAUGCCGCAACCCAUCGUAGAGAUUGGCCGACGCAGCUCACUGUCCAGUGGCAGCGGAGUGUCGGACCCAGUCUCUCCUGGUAUUAACUUGAGCAUAGCCUCAAAAACAAAGUCGCUAAACGUGAAACGGCCUCGGGCUGACGACGACCAGAGCCGUCGCAGCAGACGACCCCGAAAGAUUUACAAAAAGACUAGACAGUCUGCAAGAAUAUCAAUACAGCCGAAUGAGGCGCCACUUAUUGAUGGCACUAAAGAAUACAACUCAACACACGACAAUGUUGAUAAGUUUUCAAGUGAUGAGAGUGGCGGAGAAUCUGAUCAAUUUGGUAAUCGAUCAUCCAGUGAAUCGCCAGCCCAAACAAAAAGAGUAGAUUAUGACGCGGACAGCGACGCACGACAUGAAACUAUGCAAAAGGGAAGAGACUUCGAAAUAGUUAUUUACAACCAUUAUCCGCCUACUCCAACGUUUUCCCCAGUCCCAACAUCACAGCGUCGCGGCCCUGGUCGGCCUCGUAAGCAACUGUCUCAGCCAUCGUCCAUGCCAGCGAUUGUUGGGCACCGAAAUUUGGCGCGACGUUCUCUCAUCAUACCUUGCUCAGAUGGCGAGGAUAGUGACGACGAACUGAGCUUUCUAAGCUAGCGACUUGUCGGCCUACCAUGUGGAGAAGACCGACUUUAUUGUCUCCGUUGUUCCUUUCUUUCCUAUUUGAUGGGCUACUGUUGCCUGGUUAGCUUUGUUUUUAAUACCCGAUCUUUUUUAAUUUUAAUUUUCUUGUUGUUUCUUUAUUCCUCUUUUUGGCUGUGAUUCUGGAUUGUGGCGUCAUAUGAUAGAUACCCAGGGAAAUUGGUUGAUGAAUUUGCAUGUAGUGCAUGGGUUGUGGCUGAAUAUACUAUAUAGAGGGUCGUUUAGGGCUAUCCAAGGUCGCAUGAAGCGAAAUAAUAUCUCGUAU